Molecule: messenger RNA, 1560 nt
Organism: Lathyrus sativus (Indian pea)
Lineage: Eukaryota; Viridiplantae; Streptophyta; Magnoliopsida; Fabales; Fabaceae
Source: the annotation of a GenBank genome assembly
AUGGCAAACUAUCACCGGAACAACGUCGGAAAUCUCGUUCUCGGCCACCACCACCACCACCACGACUCCAGCAAAACAUCAACAUUCUCCGACAACUUCCGUCAAUGGAACUCGCUCUCAGUCGCAUCACUCCGCCGUCUCAUCUUCGACGCCGUCAGCUGCGGCGCUAGCUCCCGUUUCCAUCACCGCCGCCGCAGCCUCGAAGAAUAUGACACCGAAGACUUCUCUUCCACAACAAGAUCAGACUCCUUUUCAUCCAACGAGAAACAUCAACAAAAACAACAGAAUCAAACCUCCAAACCGAAUGCAAAGUCGGAGAAGCUAUCCGAUCUUCUGAACAUGGCGGAGUUAGAGUCAGAAGCAGAGGCGAAAAAGAAGGAAGAAGCUCUAGAAGAACUGAAACAGCUCGUGAAGGAUUUGCAUCACGAAGAGGAUUCAGUGAAGCGGCGAGAAGCUGCAACCGCCGUGAGAAUGCUCGCGAAAGAGAAUUUGGAAGUUCGAGGAACACUCGCUAUGCUCGGAGCGAUUCCACCUCUCGUCACAAUGCUCGAUUCGCAAGACCUCGAUUCUCAGAUCGCUUCACUCUACGCGUUGCUCAAUCUCGGAAUCGGAAACGAUGCAAAUAAGGCAGCCAUUGUUAAAGUUGGUUCUGUUCAUAAGAUGCUUAAGCUUGUUGAAUCUUUAGAUGGUACUGAUUCUACUGUUUCUGAAGCGAUUGUUGCGAAUUUCCUUGGAUUGAGUGCUUUGGAUUCGAAUAAACCGAUAAUCGGGUCGUCUUCUGCAAUACCGUUUUUAGUUAGAACCCUUCGGAGUUUAGAUAAGAAAAAUAGUAGCAAUCAAGCUAAGCAGGAUGUUCUUAGAGCGCUUUACAACCUUUCAAUCUUUCCAGCAAAUAUUCCGUUCAUUUUGGAAACUGAUUUGGUUCCGUUUCUGAUAAACUCGAUUGGCGACAUGGAAGUAACGGAAAGAAACCUCUCUAUUCUUAGCAACUUGGUGUCAAGUAGAGCGGGUAGAAAAGCGAUCAGUGCUGUCCCUGAUGUGUUUCCUAUAUUGGUUGAUGUAUUGAAUUGGACUGAUUCACCUGAAUGUCAGGAAAAAGUUUCGUAUGUUUUGAUGGUUAUGUCUCAUAAAUCUUAUGGUGACAAGCAGGCCAUGAUUGAGGCAGGGGUCGUGUCGUCACUUCUUGAGUUGUCGCUUAUUGGUACUACUCUGUCUCAGAAUCGGGCGUCAAGGCUAUUGGAAAGUUUGAGAAUAGAUAAAGGGAAACAAGUUUCAGGUAACUAUGGUGGAGGAAAUUUAGGCACAGCAGUCUCUGCCCCAAUUUGCGGAACUUCAUCAUCAUGUGCAAAACCAGACGGAGGAGGAGGAAAAGAGUGUUCGGAAGAAGAUGAAGAUAUGAUGAGCGAAGAAAAGAAAGCAGUGAAGCAAUUAGUCCAAUUGAGUUUGCAAAACAACAUGAGAAAAAUCGUCAAAAGGGCUAACUUGCCUCAAGAUAUCGUUCCAUCAGAUCAUUUUAAGUCACUCACUUCAAGUUCAACUUCAAAGAGUUUACCAUUCUGA